AUGUGGCGCACGGUACCUCUCUAUUGCACUGCAGCUGCCGUGACGGUGGAGGAGUGUCUUCACGACAUCCAUCGGGGACGGGUCGCCGCGGCGCUUCCUCGCCUCAACAAGCUCAAGGCAGCGUUGUGUACCGUGCAGGGUGUCGACUUCGCACGUGCACUGUGCUUCCUCUUCGACAAGAAGAGCAACCUGCUAGCUGCGCGGCAGAGCCUGCUGGAAGAGCUGCGUCUGCAUCCCCAACAUCACGAGGCGCAAGCACUGCUGCAUCAAGUCAACGACACCGCACGGCCUCUCUUGGCACCGCCGGCAGAGGUUCGAAAGCAGUACCCCUUGUUUUCCCUUCUCUUCGACGCCCUGCUCGACUCCACAAUGCUGACGUGGCCUCGACUUCUGCACCUCUACCAGGCAGUUGACCGUCUUGCGCGUCUUGACAUGAAAGACAGCAGGAACGGGGAUCCAGGACAUGUUGUGGAGUGCGGAACUGCAGGUGGCGGGUCGGCUGUACUGAUGGCCGUUGUGCUAGCGGAAGCAGAGAAUUCAUGCGGCAUUCUUACGUCGCCGCUGCGGCGUGUAUUCGCUCUCGACAGCUUCACUGGUAUGCCGUCUCCCACCGCAAAAGACUGCCUUGCCAGCAUCCCUGUCAGUGCAUCGUCUUCUUCGCAGCUCAAACCCCCGCGGAGCCCAGACGAGGCGACGGCGUCGUGGGGAACCGGCACGUGCCGUUCGCCGGCGACGCACGUGCAGCAGCUUGCGCGACACUUUGCUGUCGAAGACCGACUCGUGGUGAUUGAGGGGCUCUUUGCCGACUCCAUUCCAGCGCGGCUACUGUCGCGCAGCGACGUCCAGCGAGACGGCGUUGCACUUCUUCACGUUGAUGCCGACUGGUAUGCGUCCACGCGUGCAGCACUAGAACUUAUUGUACCUGUAAUGCGCCGUCGCACAGCAGGCGAUAGGGGCAUGGGCGGAAGCCCAUACCCCUAUCGCAUAGUGCAAGUCGACGACUAUCACUACUGGCAAGGCUGUCGCGAGGCUGUUGACGAGUACGUAGCGAAGUGGGGAGCCGGGUCUCCGCACAUCGGCGACAUCGACGGCAAUGCAGUCUGGUUUGCUGUUUCCAAAGACGGCGACGAUGUGACACACAACAUCACCUAUCAGUGA
Molecule: messenger RNA, 1158 nt
Organism: Leishmania braziliensis MHOM/BR/75/M2904
Lineage: Eukaryota; Euglenozoa; Kinetoplastea; Trypanosomatida; Trypanosomatidae
Exons: 1
Coding region: 1-1158 (385 amino acids)
Source: RefSeq, a predicted model, not a curated record